CCGGGCGCCAACAAUUCUGGCGCGCGCGUUCCCAGGCCUUCCUGGCUCCGGAGGCGCGGUUUCUCAGCUUCCGCACGCUUCAUUUUCGGGAUCCCCGGGGCGUCCUCGUGAAAGCGGUCCGCGUGGGUGACGGCCGCCCGGUGGCACGGCCCGGCUUGUGUGGAGGCCGCCUCAGGAGCGGGCCCGCGAGCGCGCAGAAAUGAACACAGAAGCAGAACAACAGCUUCUUCAUCAUGCCAGAAAUGGCAACGUUGACGAAGUGAGAAAGCUCCUGGAAGCCAUGGAGCGGACUGAAGUGAUCGCUGACAUCGACUGUAAGGGAAGAAGUAAGUCUAAUUUGGGCUGGACACCUCUUCAUCUGGCAUGCUACUUUGGACAUAAACAAGUGGUCCAGGAUCUGUUGAAGGCUGGUGCAAAAGUGAAUGUGUUAAAUGACAUGGGGGACACGCCACUACAUCGAGCUGCCUUCACAGGACGAAAGGAGCUGGUAAUGCAUCUUUUAGAAUACAAUGCUGAUUCUACGGUUGUAAAUGGGAGUGGACAGACAGCAAAAGAAGUCACCGAUGACAAAGAAAUCAGAAGCAUGCUUGAAGCUGUGGAAAGGACUCAACAAAGGAAGCUUGAAGAAAUGCUUUUAGACGCAGCAAGAGAAGGGAGAACAGUCCAAGUAUCAGCUCUGCUCAGCAGGCCCAGUCCUCCCAAUGUGAACUGCUCGGAUCAGUUAGGAAACACCCCCCUGCACUGUGCUGCUUACCGGGCCCAUAAACAGUGUGCCUUAAAGCUCCUGAGAAGUGGAGCUGACCCCAACCUGAAGAACAAAAAUGAUCAGAAACCUCUAGAUCUUGCCCAUGGUGCUGAAAUGAAGCAUAUUCUUGUUGGCAAUAAGCAGGUCCCCUACAGAGCGCUGCGGAGAUAUGAAGGUCCUCUCUGGAAGAGUUCAAGAUUUUUUGGCUGGAAGUUAUUCUGGGUAGUGUUAGAACAUGGAGUUCUUUCCUGGUAUAGGAAACAGUCUGACGCAGUCCGUAAUACUUACCGCCAGGGAUGCAAGCACCUGACUCAAGCAGUGUGCACGGUGAAACCCACAGAUAGCUGCCUCUUCUCCAUCAGAUGCUUCGAUGACUCGGUUCAUGGCUUUAGGGUUCCUAAGAACAGCCUUCAGCAGUCACGAGAGACGUGGCUGGAAGCCAUUGAGGAGCACUCUGCCUACAGCACUCACUACUGCUCUCAGGACCAGGUGACUGACGAGGAAGAGGAGGACGCUGUUUCUCCCAUGGACCUGAAGGAGGCCUUAGAGAGAACACAAACAUGUCAACAGAGACUAGAUAAGGAAAUUUACAACUUUCUCAAGAUGAUUAAGGAGUAUGAUGUGGCCAAAGACAUGCUUCCAUCAUUUCUUCAGAAAGCCGAAGUUGUCUCAGAAGCUUCCAGAGAGACCUGUGUGGCUUUGAGUGACUGCCUCAACAUCUUCACUAAACAAGAAGGGGUGAGGAAUUUUAAAUUGGAACAGGAACAAGAAAAAAACAAAAUUUUGUCAGAAGCACUGGAGACUUUAGCCACCGAGCAUCAUGAACUAGAGCGAUCCCUGGCUGAAGGAUCCCCGCCUGUCAGCAUCCUUAGUGAGGACGAGUUCUAUGAUGCGCUGUCAGGUAACUCCUGCUUCACCUUACCUGCGUUGUUGGAAGUGUGGAGUCCACCACCCAAGAGUCUGUGUUCCGAGUCUGAGGGGUCCCUGACGUGCCUGGAAGCUGUGACAGCACACUCCUUUGAAGAGAACGAAGUGCCCGUGAGCAGUGGAAAGCACAGAAUGUCCGAAGGAAAAGACUGUGGUGGGGGAGAUGCACUCUCCAAUGGCGUCAAAAAGCACAGAACAAGCCUGCCUUCACCCAUGUUCUCCAGAAACGAUUUCAGCAUCUGGAGCAUCCUCAGAAAAUGCAUUGGGAUGGAGCUGUCUAAGAUCACAAUGCCGGUCAUAUUCAAUGAGCCGUUGAGCUUCCUGCAGAGGCUCACUGAGUACAUGGAACACACUUACCUCAUCCACAAAGCCAGCUCGUUUGCCGACCCUGUGGAAAGGAUGCAGUGUGUAGCUGCAUUUGCUGUGUCUGCUGUUGCUUCUCAGUGGGAGCGUACUGGAAAGCCCUUCAACCCACUUCUGGGAGAGACUUAUGAAUUAGUUCGAGAUGACCUUGGAUUUAGACUCAUCUCAGAACAGGUCAGCCAUCACCCCCCAAUCAGUGCGUUCCACGCAGAAGGGCUAAACAAUGACUUCAUCUUCCAUGGCUCAAUUUACCCCAAACUGAAGUUCUGGGGGAAGAGUGUUGAAGCAGAACCUAAAGGAACCAUCACCUUGGAACUUUUAGAACACAAUGAAGCGUACACAUGGACAAACCCCACGUGCUGUGUGCACAACAUCAUCGUGGGCAAACUCUGGAUUGAGCAGUACGGCAAUGUGGAGAUCAUAAACCACAAGACUGGGGACAAAUGUGUGUUGAAUUUUAAGCCUUGUGGUCUUUUUGGCAAGGAAUUACACAAAGUUGAAGGCUACAUACAAGAUAAAAGCAAAAGGAAACUCUGUGCUCUCUACGGGAAGUGGACUGAGUGCUUGUACAGUGUUGACCCUGCCACUUUUGACGCCUACAAAAAGAACGAUAAGAAAACCACAGAAGAGAAGAAGAAUAGCAAACAGACAAGUUCAUCUGAGGAGUCUGAUGAAAUGCCGGUGCCAGAUUCUGAGAGUGUCUUCAUUAUCCCUGGAAGUGUGCUCUUGUGGAGGAUAGCCCCACGGCCUCCCAACUCUGCUCAGAUGUAUAAUUUUACCAGCUUCGCGAUGGUUUUGAAUGAAGUAGACAAGGAGAUGGAGAGUGUGAUUCCCAAGACGGACUGUAGGCUGCGGCCUGACAUCAGAGCCAUGGAGAAUGGAGAGAUAGAUCAAGCUAGUGAAGAAAAAAAACGGCUUGAGGAAAAACAAAGAGCAGCCCGCAAAAACAGGUCCAAGUCAGAAGAGGACUGGAAGACAAGGUGGUUCCAUCAAGGUCCUAACCCCUACAAUGGAGCACAGGACUGGAUUUACUCUGGCAGCUACUGGGACAGAAACUACUUCAAUUUGCCUGAUAUUUAUUAAAGUGCAGAGAAGUCAAGGUGUUUGGCUAAUCUACAUAAGUCUUAAGCUUAAGUUUUUAAAUUUUCCCUUGGUUUCUACUCCUAAAUUCCAUUUCAUCCCACAAGGUAGGGUGUGAUGGCAUUGGUGAAGGUCACAGGGAAGGCGAGGCUCUUGGCUUCCUGCCUGCUUCCCUGGAGCCCUGUUUUUGUGAACCGAGCAGCUGCUGGGGGUGCUGUGUAGUCUAACAUUCAGCUUUAUGGGACUCUAUAGUGAUCCAAAAAUCAAGUUAUUGUCAAUAUUUUUAUGCUAUUAUGCUUGAGUAGCUUAGGUGUAGCUUUGAAAUGUUUAAAAUUCUUCUGUACAAUGUUAUGUGCUCAAAUGUAAAGGUUGUCAUUUUACAAGAACUAAAUUGGUAAGACGGCCUUUCAGGGAAAUCAGUCCUCUCAAUUCUACAUUGCCAUCUCCAAAAUAGAGUAGAGGGGUGGGACAGAAUCGGGAAUUCCAGACUUGAAAAUUCUAAACUGGAAAGGUAUCUCCUUAUCACUCUGAAUUUUCUUCCACAUUCUGGGAUCACUCUCAUUAGAAUUUACACAGACAAAUUUUAUUUUGAACUGAAAAUCACAAAAAUGUCCUAGAAAUAGAUUUUAAUCGAUACCAUUAUCUAAUGACAAACCUUUAAGCUUCAACUUCCAAUGGCAGAUGCCACAGAGAAAUUAAGCUGCACUCGUGUAUUAUAAUCUGUGUACGAGGAGGCCUUGUGCAUUUUGAGUUUGCAAGGUACUGGAGACCUACUGUACAGUAGCUUUGCCCCUUUAAUUGGGGUAAUCUUAUAGUAUUUAUCCAACCAAAUCCCAGACUGAGAUACUUGCCCUAGAGGGCCUAGGUAGCUUCCAGUAAGUUACUUUAAUUGUAUUAAAGUUAACAAGUGUUAUAAUGAUGCUAAAUAAAAGCUUUAGAAUAUUAAAGUGUGAA
This is a messenger RNA of Myodes glareolus (Bank vole), 4069 nucleotides long. RefSeq names its product oxysterol binding protein like 1A (gene Osbpl1a). Gene Ontology annotation, cellular component: plasma membrane; perinuclear endoplasmic reticulum; cytosol. Gene Ontology annotation, molecular function: protein binding; cholesterol binding. The record is from RefSeq and is a predicted model, not a curated record. Lineage: Eukaryota; Metazoa; Chordata; Mammalia; Rodentia; Cricetidae.